AUGGAUUCUUUUAAUGAAUUAAUACAUAUUGAAGAUAAUGAAGAUACUGAGAACUCAGUUGAUGAAAAUGAGAUUACGAAAAUUAUAAUUGAGAAAAAUAAUAAAAUAUGUCAUUCCACUUGUGCAAUUAUGGUUAUGGAUCCAAAAACUGAAAAGAUUAAUAAAUGCCAAAACCCAAGUAUUCAGAAAUUAUGGCAGUUAGUCAGAAUUCGGGAAAUUAAUUCAGAAUCUGUUAAAAUAGGAAAUGCUGAACCUAGUAAACUUGAUGUUUAUAAAAUACAUUUUAAUUUAGAUCAGAACUUUCAUGAAAUAGGUCAUAAAGCAAAAAUAUCAACAGAACAAUCUAUGAUUACGAUUAGAAGAUAUCUUUUUUGCAAUUUAGAUAUUUAUAUUAUAUCUUGUGGAAAAUUAUGUUAUUCUCAUUCUU
Funneliformis mosseae is the source of this 427-nucleotide messenger RNA. The record is from the annotation of a GenBank genome assembly. NCBI's taxonomy places the organism in Eukaryota, Fungi, Glomeromycota, Glomeromycetes, Glomerales, Glomeraceae.